This is a messenger RNA of Trichoderma virens Gv29-8, 1197 nucleotides long. RefSeq lists its product as uncharacterized. Lineage: Eukaryota; Fungi; Ascomycota; Sordariomycetes; Hypocreales; Hypocreaceae. The transcript has 3 exons. The annotation marks the transcript as partial. The record is from RefSeq and is a predicted model, not a curated record.
CAGCUCAGGCAACUCCAAGAUACCAUCGCCAGACUCACGGCCGAGAAGGAGAGCGCCGAAAGAGAGGCUAGCAGGGCGAUGCAGCAGAUACAAGAUUUGAAACAUUUGCUCAACUCUGACAUGGAGGAGAUUGUCAAGGAUGCAGAUUCUCUUGGCCAAGAACUGACUAGGCUCAAGGAGGAGAAUCAGCUCUUGCGAGAUGAGUUGAACGAUGCGCAAUCGCACAUCUUCAGUCUCCAGCCGUACCGUAAAGAUCUUACACCAGAGGAAGUAGGACGGCAAUACGAUGACCUCAUUGAGCAAGUCCAGGAUUGGGUUCAGAAAUUCAUGGAGCCCUGGUUGGAUGAUUAUGAGGCUGGGAUCGAGGCUCUUUCCACCAGUGCUCGAAAGCAGUCUGGAGAAGUGGUCAAGUUUAAGAAGGCUUUACACAAGCAUCCAGAUCUGGUUCACGCCUGCUUUUUCCCCGAGACGGACGAGGACAUCAUUGCCGCCAUCAUUAUGCGAUUUCUUAAUGAUCACAUCUUCCAAAAGGUCCUUUACGGGUCUGCACAGAACUACACUGAGAUGGUGAGCUUUAUUGAGACGCAGAUGCAGACUUCGGUCGAGCCCAAAAGAGACUUGUUUGCCGUUCGCACAUGGACUGCCGAGAGCUACAGUGCCUUGAUGAGUGCGCCGCAGUUCAAGACGGUGCGCUCGAGGCGUAGCAGAGACCUGACGCUGGAUCUUGCAGACAUCCUUCGCAUCUUUUGCAAAAAGGACAAGUUCCAGUGGUUUUGUCAGAACAUGGAGGAGAACUGCGUCAAGCCCGCCAUGGCACUUUACGAAAAGAUACAGGUAUCUACGCACCACUUCUAUCUCGACAUCCAGCCGUACAUCGCGUGGAGUGGCUCCCGGUUCUCUCUGUCGCCAGAGUUUGUCGAAAACGUCGAGAAGCUCGACUGCAGAAACAUUCUACAAAACAGGAAGGCCUUUAACAUGGCCAAGCUCGACCCUCGACCUACAAAGAAGGACCUCUAUCUGAAUUUGUUCAACGUGUGCACCGUUGUCCCCGCCCUGUAUAUCCGCCAGAUCGGACAACGCGAUACCAUCAAGGCCCCGUCGAUUGUGCGCAAGCAACAGAUGCUGGUGGCCUGGGGCCCUGAGGAGAAGAAAGACAAAUUUGUAGAGGAAGGCGACUCGUCGCUUGUCGCUCUCCUA